Messenger RNA from Capronia coronata CBS 617.96, 1128 nucleotides. RefSeq lists its product as uncharacterized. The transcript has 2 exons. Bases 1 to 1128 code for a protein of 375 amino acids. NCBI's taxonomy places the organism in Eukaryota, Fungi, Ascomycota, Eurotiomycetes, Chaetothyriales, Herpotrichiellaceae. Gene Ontology annotation, cellular component: pre-snoRNP complex; nucleus. The record is from RefSeq and is a predicted model, not a curated record. Gene Ontology annotation, biological process: maturation of LSU-rRNA from tricistronic rRNA transcript (SSU-rRNA, 5.8S rRNA, LSU-rRNA); box C/D snoRNP assembly; snoRNA localization.
AUGCAGAAGAAAGAGGGUGACAUCCUGUUAACCGACCUAUGUGCUAUCUGUCAUACGAAUCCGAUCAAAUACACAUGCCCACGAUGCGGAAUCCACACAUGCUCUCUUCCUUGCGUCAAGCGUCACAAGACUUGGGCUCAAUGCUCGGGCGUUCGCAAUCCUGCGGCCUACCGAAAACGGGCAGAUCUGGCUACACCGGCCUCGAUCGACCAGGACUUCAACUUCAUCACUUCCGUGGAGAGAUCCCUGCAACACGCCGACGACAUAGCCCAGGAUAAAGGCAUAGAUUUGACACCUAGCGGUGUUGCACGAGGUGGCCAUGAGUCAAAAAGGAAAUUUGAGACCGAGAUUGAGGAGAGGGGCAUCCAUCUUGUUCGCGCACCAAAAGGACUAUACCGAAACAAACAGAACAAGUCGCAUUGGGCCGGCCAAUAUAAAUGUAUCAUGUGGACGACCGAAUGGCUGUAUUUUGAUGGGAGGAGGAGAGUUCAGAACGUGACGGAGUCGAGAACAGUAGGGGAAGCAUUUGUGAACAUAUUUGGCAAAAACUCCAUUCGCAAGAAGCGCAGACGAAGCGAUGACCAAAGCGCAACCGCGCCUGCCACAAAACCCGACAUACAGCCUUCCUCCGAUCGGGCGGAGGCUCUCGAGAGCUUGAGCGGGCCAGAAAAGAGAGCCAAAACUGCUGAAGCAGAUCACAAAGAAGAGACGGAAUCCCAGCAGCAGCCCGGCUUGGACGAUCCUUCUAUUACAUCUGAACCCGUGCCACAGGGGUCGGAAGCCUCACAACUACUACAGAACCUGCACUUCUACCUACUGAAGUCCAACACCAUCUCCAAACACAAAUGUCUGAUACCCAUCUCUCCCUCGUCAACGAUCAAGGAAGUCCUUCGCGGCAAACCCCUGCUCGAGUUUCCAACCUUCUACGUUAGGGAGGAGGCGCCAGAAGACUUACCCGAGCCAUACAUUACUGAUCAAAAGUACGAGCAGCUCUACGGAUCCGAGGUGGGCCUGGAUCUACCCACAUACGCUUCAGACAGCAAAGGCGAGACUGGAGAGCAGACGUCCCUGGCGGACAUUGAUGAGAAAAGGGUCUUGGAAGUGCUCCAAAAAGACCUUGCAGGAUGA